Molecule: messenger RNA, 654 nt
Organism: Trichomonas vaginalis G3
Lineage: Eukaryota; Parabasalia; Trichomonadida; Trichomonadidae
Product: oxidoreductase activity, acting on superoxide radicals as acceptor
Exons: 1
Coding region: 1-654 (217 amino acids)
Biological process (GO): superoxide metabolic process
Molecular function (GO): superoxide dismutase activity; metal ion binding
Source: RefSeq, a predicted model, not a curated record
AUGUUGACAAUGAUUACUGUUCCUUAUCUCAACACAGGUCUUCCUGGCUUCUUGACACAGCAUGCUGUUGAGAUUCACGUCAAAAAACAUCAUCAGGCAUAUAUUGACAACGCAAAUAAACUAUUAAAUGGUUCAGAUUACGAAGGCAAGCCUAUCACUCAAAUCAUUCAGGAGUCAUCAGGAGCUCUUUUCAAUAAUGUAGCUCAGCACUAUAAUCAUUGCUUCUUUUGGAACUGUCUUUCCGCAAAAAUACAACAAAUACCAAUGGAUCUUGAAGAAUUUUUCACAAAUAACUUCAAAUCAUAUGAUAAUUUCAAGGCCGAAUUCAUUAAUAAGGCUUCCACACUCUUUGGAUCCGGUUGGUGUUAUCUUUACAAAGAUACUAAGACUGGUGAAUUCAAAAUAGACCAAUUCACUAAUGCCAACAAUCCAGUAAAGGAUGGAAAUAUUCCAAUCUUAACUGUUGAUACUUGGGAACACUCAUGGUACAUUGAUUAUGAAAAUCGCAAGGCAGAGUAUUUCAAUAAGUUCUUUGAGCAUAUUAAUUGGAAGUUUGUCUUGGAAAACUAUAAUACUGCCACUGGAAGAGUUCAAAAAGAGAAAAAUUUACCAAAAGUUGAACCAAAAAUAAAACGUCAUCCUCAAAAUAAGUAA